AGACGUAAGCUCGCGAGACCGUGAUGGUUCGUAUGAGGCUACAUCGCUAGCAACAGAUAUAGAUAGGAUUCCAAUGGUGAGAAGGGAAGCCAAAACGAGCAAUUGCCAACACGGAUUUCCUGUGGGAUAAACACACAGGCCUGGCUGCUAAAACGAUGCCACACUCAAGACGGUACCCGUCCUCAGAACUGGCCAGCCGGAGCAGCUAUCAAGACCGAGACAGAGGACGCAAGCAGAGGCACCGCAGAUCGCCCUCUUUUUCCUCUAGCAGUGACCGGGAAAGGGACAAAGACCGAAGGGGGCGGGGAAACAGACAGGAGGGAAGCUAUGCUCGCUCUAGGAGCUACAAUAAUCGCUCGGCAGACCGCAGGCCGUACGACCGACGCUACUGUGAGGGCUAUCGGCGCCUGGACCAGAGCCGCGAACGAGACAGAGAUCGCGGAAACAGGGAAAGGGAACAUGGAGGAGCAGCAGUCGAUAGUUACUACGCACCUGACUUAUCACCGAGCAUGUGUGACUACCGGCGGGGUCGUGAGAGGGAACAGGAGGAGUCAUACCGAAGGAAGGGCAGCAGGCGUAAGCACAAACGAAGGCGGCGUAGAACCAGGUCCUAUAGCCCAUCCUCGUCGCGGAGCGACAGCCGGACGCGGGCACUGAGUGUGAGGGACGACGAGGAAGGGCACCUGAUCUGUCGGAGUGGGGACGUCCUGCAAGAGAGAUAUGAGAUUGUCAGCACUCUGGGGGAAGGCACCUUUGGGAGGGUGAUGCAAUGUAUUGACCAUCGCCGGGGAGGAGCCACUGUUGCUCUGAAGAUCAUAAAAAAUGUGGAGAAAUACAAGGAAGCAGCUCGUCUGGAGAUCAAUGUGCUGGAGAGAAUCAAUGAGAAAGACCCGGAAAACAAACACCUGUGUGUGCAGAUGUAUGACUGGUUCGACUACCACGGACACAUGUGUAUCUCCUUUGAGUUGCUGGCCCUCAGCACCUUUGACUUCCUCAAGGAGAACAACUACCUGCCUUACUCCAUCGCCCAGGUCCGACACAUGGCCUACCAGCUAUGCCUGUCUGUCAAGUUUCUUCAUGAUACCAAGCUGACACACACAGACCUGAAGCCAGAAAACAUCCUGUUUGUCAAUUCCGACUUCACCAUGACCUAUAACGUAGAGAAGAAGCGUGAAGAGCGGACCGUGAAGAGCACGGAUGUACGGGUGGUGGACUUUGGCAGUGCCACGUUUGACCACGAGCACCACAGCACCAUCGUCUCCACACGGCACUACCGCGCCCCAGAAGUCAUACUAGAGCUGGGCUGGAGCCAGCCAUGUGACGUGUGGAGCAUCGGUUGCAUCCUGUUUGAGUACUACCUAGGCUUCACCCUGUUCCAGACUCAUGAUAACAGGGAGCAUCUGGCUAUGAUGGAGAGAAUACUGGGGCCAGUGCCCUCCAGGAUGAUACGCAAGACGAGGAAGCAGAAAUAUUUUUACCGCGGCCGUCUGGACUGGGACGAGAGCUCGUCAGCUGGGAGAUACGUGAGGGAGAACUGCAAACCCUUACGGAGAUACCUGUUGUCGGAAGCUGAGGAGCACCAUCAGCUGUUUGACCUAAUUGAGAGCAUGCUGGAGUACGAGCCCACUAAGCGCCUGGUUCUGGCCAACUCCCUCAGACACCCGUUCUUUGAAUCGGGGACAGCAGGCGACGCAGUGGGGGGGAAGAGCUGGGAGGGCAACCGCGACAUCAGCCGGUGACCCAGGGCCUCCAUACUCUUAAGGAUAGAGGGAUUUAAGGUGGACCAGACAGAUAUGACCGCUUAAGGUGGUAUAUCACAGCAUGAACCUGUUCCCUCCUGCUUACUAUACUGCCCCACCUCCACAGCCAGGAGAGGGGCUCAUGCUGGCAGCUAGAAGAACUUCAGAAAAGGACAGUCCUCUUAGUCCUCUCAGCUUCUACUCCCAACAGAAGACAUGACGAGAUUAGUUUUUUUUUUUUUCUUUCUUUUUUUUUGUUGCCCAACCUUAAACUACCCAGCUCCAGUCUUCCGCAUGUAAAGAAAAGGACCGGUCUGGUCUAGGUCCGUUUAAGUGGAACACUAGUGAGAGCAAGAGGGACCCUCGCUACAUAAUCAAAUAUUGUGACCCUUUCGUUUGAUGUCAGACAAUUGGCGAAGAGGGGCAUUGUAACGUGGUUCGUUCUUCCAUUUAAAGAGCACUAUUUAUUUGGAAACCAUCGAUCUGGACUAAUGUUAGCCAACUGGAUGACAUCUUUUGUCAAUGAGUGAUUGACACACCACAUUGUUUAUAUAGGCCUCUCCUAUUGCUAUAUUUAUUUCUGUUACAUAAAUGCUUUCGAGGAGAGGGAUUAUGCUGCCAUAUUAAUGUAAUAAUAGUACUCACACCUAGACGUGUUUUCGCAGCUGGUCCUCUUGUCUGGGGAACUGACCCACACACACACAAUGCAAACUGCCUUUUAUACUUUGUGAUAGGCUCAGGCUUGUGGUCUGAGAGCGCACGUACCCACAGGGUCAUAGUAGUCAUGUGUGGCAUCCCAAUGCCACAUGCACACAGCAGCACAGUUUACAGUAUUUAUUAUGAGGCUGCUGCUGGUCAUCUCCCUGUACAGUACUUUUUGUAUGAAAUUUAAAUGUGUAAAACUGUAUAUAUGUAUGAUUGUUUAGAAUUAAAGUUAAGUCCUCCUUUGCCAGGGCUGAUAGUGCUGUUAA
Molecule: messenger RNA, 2710 nt
Organism: Oncorhynchus mykiss (rainbow trout)
Lineage: Eukaryota; Metazoa; Chordata; Actinopteri; Salmoniformes; Salmonidae
Gene: clk2a
Product: CDC like kinase 2a
Biological process (GO): peptidyl-tyrosine phosphorylation; regulation of RNA splicing
Cellular component (GO): nucleus
Molecular function (GO): protein tyrosine kinase activity; ATP binding; protein serine/threonine kinase activity
Source: RefSeq, a predicted model, not a curated record